GCGUGGUCAGUACUAUUAGACUGAAACAAAAGCCACAAAAUUUUUUCAAAAAGGUUCUCACUCUGCUGCUUUUUGAAUCCUCACCAUCACCGAUACGAGAAAACAAAACGGAAAAAUUAUGAAAGGAGCCAAACGUUUUGUAGUCUCGGACUCGGCGCCGGACACCAACGACACGGCUUUGCGGAACAAAAGAAUAAUGGCAGGAUCCUCUUUUGAUGUUCGUAGGGCAGAACCAUCUGAACAGCAGUCAACUGCUAUGCCACCAUUGGAUGUGCACAGGGCUGAGUCUUCUCGACAGCAUGUGAGAGCUCUCAAUACUCAAUUUGCCAGUUGGGUGCAAGCACAACUGAAGAAUCACCCAGAUGAAAUUUGGGAAGAUGGGGUUCGAGACUACCUUGCUCAUGCUUCAAACAUUAUGGAGAAGUUCAGUGAUGUUGUGAAGUGGCUCAAAACAAAUACUGUAAAAGGAGGAACUGCUGCUGAAUCUCUUGGUGCUGAAAAGAAUCUAGUGCCUGAAGUAAACAACAAUGAGAGUAAGCUAUUUCAGGGGAAAACUGGAUUUGUUUCACCAAGUACGAAUACAAGCUUUACUGCAUCAUGUAGCUCUGGUUUAUUCUCCAGCAAUCAAAGCUCUGGAGGAGUAUUCUCUAGUAGCCAAAGCUCUGGUAUGCUCACCAGUAAUCAAAACUCUGGUUUAUUCUCCAAGAGUCCAGGCACUGGAUUCCAUAGUUCUGGAUUAUUCUCCAACAGUCAGAGCUCAGCACUUUCUUCUGCCAAUCAAAGCAUUGGAUUGUUCUCCACCAGUCAGGGCUCUGCGGGUUCUUUCACUAAUCAAAGUUCUGGAUUGUUCUCCAACAGUCAGAGCUCUGGACUUUCUUCUGGUAAUCAAAGUUCUGGAUUUUUUUCCAGCAACCAAAGCGCAGGAGUGUUUUCCAGUACUUCAACCCCUAGUUUGUUUGGGAGUCAAAACUUGGCUUCCACAAACAAUAACACUUCAGAUGACGUCGAUGAUGAAAAUGAACCAGAGCAACCCAGCAGCCCAUCAGUCAAAAAGUCUGAAGAGAAGGGUAUUGUUGUAGUUCAUGAAGUCAAGUGCAAGCUGUAUGUCAAGUCAAGUGAUCCAGCAGACAAAGACACAUGGAAAGACAAAGGUACUGGGCAGCUUUCUAUCAAAUGCAAAGAGGAUGUUGGCAAGGGGACAAAAGAAUCCAAACCAACGAUAGUUGUCCGAAAUGAUGUGGGAAGAGUGUUAUUAAAUGCUUUGCUAUAUCCAGGAAUCAAGACAAAUGCACAAAAGAAUUCCCUCGUUGCAAUAUUUCAUACUGCGGGUGAUGAUGGUGGCAAUAGUGAAAAUGUGGUGGCACGCACCUUCUUAAUUAGAACAAAAACAGAGGAGGAUCGAAAUAAAUUAGCAACAGCAAUACAAGAAUAUGCUCCUGCAUCAUGAAAUUAAUUGAAUGACAUGAUCCUCAAAUUUUGCAGUGAUGAGCUUGUUAGGAGCUAAGCCAACUUGUUUGGGGAGCCAAAAAUUAACUGGGGUCAAUUUUCAUAAUUUGGUCCCGUUAAAUUAAUUGUAUUUAAAUUACUUGUACAAUGAGAGAAAAAAAAAAAUGAUCCAUUUAAACAUUAAAAUUAUAUGGUAUUUUCUUGUUAAAUGAUGUAUAGCAGUUUUCAUUUGUAA
This is a messenger RNA of Hevea brasiliensis (rubber tree), 1681 nucleotides long. RefSeq names its product nucleoporin NUP152. Lineage: Eukaryota; Viridiplantae; Streptophyta; Magnoliopsida; Malpighiales; Euphorbiaceae. The transcript is spliced from 9 exons. The record is from RefSeq and is a predicted model, not a curated record. Bases 119 to 1447 code for a protein of 442 amino acids. Gene Ontology annotation, biological process: intracellular transport.